Molecule: messenger RNA, 4281 nt
Organism: Talaromyces proteolyticus
Lineage: Eukaryota; Fungi; Ascomycota; Eurotiomycetes; Eurotiales; Trichocomaceae
Product: ABC transporter
Exons: 6
Coding region: 1-4110 (1369 amino acids)
Biological process (GO): transmembrane transport
Cellular component (GO): membrane
Molecular function (GO): ATP binding; ABC-type transporter activity; ATP hydrolysis activity
Source: RefSeq, a predicted model, not a curated record
AUGCCCGAGGUUAAGGCAACUCAUGAACACGCGUAUAUGGAGCGAAAACUCGGCGUGACGUGGAAGGACCUCACUAUCAAGGGCACGGGGUCUGACAGCUCCUUUAAUGAGAACGUUCUCUCACAGUUUCUACCCAAAAAGUUGAAACGAGGCAGUGGAACGACCACACCAUCGGUUAGAACUAUCAUCAACAAAAGUCAUGGUUGCGUCAAACCUGGUGAAAUGCUGCUUGUCCUUGGCCGGCCGGGUGCAGGCUGCACAACGCUAUUGAAGGUCCUAGCAAAUCGACGGAAAGGAUAUACCGGCAUUGAGGGUCAAGUCAAUUACGGCUCCCUAGGCCACGAAGACGCCGCGAAAUACCAAGGUCAAAUCGUCAUGAAUACGGAAGAAGAGACUUUCUUCCCUACCCUGACCGCUGGCGAAACGAUUGAUUUUGCAACUCGAUUGAAGAUUCCAUAUCGAGUCCGCUCUGGCUAUAGCUCUCAGGAGGAAGCUCGGGUAGCUACUAAGGACUUUUUAUUUCAUCUACUCAACGUCUCCCACACCGUCAACACCAAAAUAGGAAACGAGUUUAUCCGGGGUGUGUCAGGUGGUGAACGGAAACGCAUCAGUAUCCUGGAAACCAUGGCCACUCGAGGUAGUGUAUACUUCUGGGACAACUCCACCAGGGGCCUGGAUGCGAAUACAGCUCUCCAGUACGUGACCGCUGUCCGGAAAAUGACCGAUAUUUUCGGCUUAUCCUCGGUUGUCACACUUUACCAAGCUGGCAAUGGCAUCUACGAGUUGUUCGACAAGGUUCUUGUGCUCGACGAGGGAAAAGAGAUCUACUACGGGCCUAUGAAAGAAGCACGGCCUUUUAUGCAUGGCCUCGGUUUCAUCUGUGCAGAGGGGGCUAACGUGGCGGACUUCUUGACAGGCGUCACGGUUCCAACGGAACGUAAGAUCCGCAACGGCUAUGAAUCAACUUUUCCCAGGAACGCCGAUGCCAUCCUAGCGCACUACGAGAAAUCUGACAUCAAAAAGGACAUGGGAACUGAGUACGACUACCCAAACACGCAGUCUGCCAAAGAUAAUACGGAAGAGUUUCAGCGCGCGAUUAUGAAUGAGAAGCACCCAGGUCUCCUGACGGAGCGCUCGCCAGUUACGGUUGGAUUCGCCGAACAGCUUAAGGCAUGUGUCCAACGUCAAUACCAGAUAAUCCGAGGUGAUAUGGCAGUUCUCAUCAUCAAGCAAGCCUCCAAUAUCAUUCAGGCACUGAUGUCCGGCUCCCUUUUCUACAACGCGCCCAACACUUCGACCGGCAUGUUUAUUAAAUCGGGUGCUCUUUUUGUUUCUCUACUCUUUAACUGCCUCUUGGCACAGUCCGAGGUCACGGACUCAUUCUUCGGUCGCCCUGUCCUAGCAAAGCAUCGGGCUUUUGCAUUUUAUCACCCAGUAGCUUCUUGCUUGGCCCAGAUUAUCACCGAUAUCCCUAUUCUACUUUUUCAGAUCACUUCAUUCUCGCUCAUAAUCUAUUUCAUGGUCGGACUAACUUCAACUGCCGGGUCUUUUUUCACGUUCUGGUUCGUUAUUCUAUCCGCCACCAUGUGUAUGACGGCUCUAUUCAGAGCAGUCGGUGCCGGCUUCAAAACUUUUGAUGACGCAAGCAAGAUGUCGGGGGUCUUGGUUAUGUCCUUGCUCAUGUACAGCGGAUACAUGAUUCCAAAACAUCAGAUGCACCCCUGGUUUGUCUGGAUAUUUUGGAUUGAUCCUCUUGCUUAUGCCUUUGAUGCACUCAUCUCUAACGAGCUCCACGACAAAAUCAUCCCUUGCACUGGCCCAAACCUGGUCCCGAACGGGCCAGGAUACGAUUCUGCCGCCAAUCAAGCGUGUACAGGGGUGCGUGGGGCCCUGCCAGGAGCUACGAGUGUGACUGGUCAACAGUACUUAGAAAGCAUGAGCUAUAGUCACUCGCAUAUCUGGAAAAAUGUCGGCAUAGUAUGGGCUUGGUGGGUUCUGUUUUUGGUUUUGACCAUCGUCGCGACUUCCUACUGGAAGGCUAGCUCCUCUCAGACUGGGGUUCUCACGAUCCCAAGAGAGCUCGCCAAGAAAGCUCGUACGGUAACACAGGACGAAGAAGCGCAGAACAGCGAGAAGCUGUCAGACGUAGCGUCGAGUAAAUCGUCCGACAGAGAAGAUGUUAGAAAGCUAGAUGACCAAUUGAUUCAGAACAAGUCCGUGUUCACGUGGAAAAACCUGACCUAUACAGUCCAAACUCCGGAUGGACCUCGUAUCCUACUGAAUAACGUCAACGGAUGGGUCAAGCCAGGAAUGCUAGGCGCAUUGAUGGGUGCCUCGGGGGCAGGUAAGACAACCUUGUUGGAUGUUCUGGCACAGCGCAAAACGGAUGGAAUAAUAAAGGGAUCUAUCCUUGUUGACGGGCGACCUCUCCCCGUCAGCUUUCAGCGGUCUGCGGGCUAUUGUGAACAGUUGGACGUCCACGAGCCUCUGGCAACCGUGAGAGAAGCUCUAGAGUUUUCUGCGCUCUUACGUCAAUCACGAACAAUUCCUAAAGAGGAAAAGUUGGCAUACGUCGAUGUGAUCCUGGAUCUCCUCGAGAUGCACGACAUAGGAGAUUGCCUGGUCGGCGCUUCUGGCGGCGACGGUCUGUCAAUUGAGCAAAGAAAGAGACUAACCAUCGGGGUUGAACUCGUCGCGAAACCAAGCAUCUUGAUCUUUCUUGACGAACCCACAUCCGGUCUGGACGGCCAGGCCGCCUACAAUAUCGUCCGGUUCAUGAAAAAGCUCGCCGCCGCAGGACAGGCAAUCCUAGUGACUAUACAUCAGCCCAGUGCCCAAUUAUUUUUUGAGUUCGACAGUUUGCUGCUACUUGCCCAUGGAGGAAAUACAGUCUACUUCGGAGACAUUGGUGACCACGCCUCCACCGUUAAGGAGUAUUUCAGACGCUAUGGUGCCGACUGCCCACCGGAGAAGAAUCCGGCGGAACACGUAAUUGAUGUUAUUUCCGACCGGAAGAUGGAUUGGCACAAGAUAUGGCUCGAGUCAGCCGAGCAUGAAGCGGUGUUGGACGACCUUGAUCGCAUCAUCGAAGCGGCCGCCACAUCAAACCCGCACACCACCGAUGACGGCUUCGAGUUCGCCAUGCCGCUCUGGGAGCAAUGUAAGGUUGUUAGCCUUCGCUUGUCCAAAGCCAUGUAUCGCAACGUCACUUACGUCAACAACAAAUUCGCGCUCCACAUUAUCACCGGGCUUUUUACCGGCUUUUCAUUCUGGAAGGUUGGCGAGAGCGUAAGUGACUUACAACUACGUCUUUUCGCGGUGUUUAACUUCAUAUUUGUAGCGCCAGGUGUGAUAGCUCAAUUACAACCCCUGUUCUUAGAGAAACGCGACAUCUAUGACGCUCGGGAGAAGAAAUCCAAGGUGUACAGCUGGCAGGCCUUCGUCACGGGCCUUAUUGUCUCCGAGCUACCUUACCUCGUCAUCUGUGCGGUCCUGUUCUACGUUUGCUUCUACUACACCGUCGGCUUGCCAAGUGACUCCAGCAAGGCAGGGGCAGUGUUCUUCGUUAUGCUUAUGUACGAAUUCGUCUACACCGGCAUCGGUCAAUUCAUUGCUGCAUAUGCCCCAAAUGCGGUCGCCGCUGCACUGGUCAACCCGCUGGUCAUUUUUACUUUGGUGGGUUUCUGUGGAGUGAUUGUCCCCUAUUCACAGAUCACUGCGUUCUGGCGGUAUUGGCUGUACUACAUCAAUCCUUUCAACUACCUUAUGGGAUCCCUACUCGUUUUCACUACCUUCGAUUUAAAGGUUGAGUGCAAGGAGGACGAGCAGGCUAUCUUCGAUCCCCUAGCCAACCAGACAUGCGCAGAAUACUUGGGGGAUUACUUGCAAGAUAUGGGUUCCGGCACUAACCUCCUCAACCCUGAUUCAACAUCCGAUUGCCAGGUCUGCCAAUAUCGUUACGGGAGUGACUAUCUCCGGACAGUGAAUGUAAAGGAUUACUACUAUGGGUGGAGAGACGCGGCGAUCGUCGUCAUCUUUGCAUUUUCCAGUUACGCCUUGGUUUAUCUCUUGAUGAAAUUGCGCACAAAGAAGUCCAAGCAUGCCGAAUAGAACUUGGCAACCAACAAAUUCCCAAAUGUCGCCGGCACAUGCGUUGGAGUGACGCUUAUUCUUGAUUGCCAAUGCUGUUACGACUCAGAUUGUGGUAGAGGGUCGGAACAGUUGAAAAACGUCGUCCCUUAUGAUCGGCAAUCAGGGAAGAAUAAGCGGCGGCGAGCAAGG